ACAUACAUAAAAUUCCCAAUUGUUUUGUAGGAACUUUAAUUUUUAAAGGUGUGGCGAAAUUAGAUCUAUAGAUACGACUGUAUAUUCAUCCUUGUUUUACUCAUAGAUUUUAUACAGCAGAGUCCAAUCGGUAAAAAGAUAGCGAUUUAUUCUCAUAUUGAAUUAAGAAACGUUGCAUAUAAAGGGGAAAUUCCUAGAACAUUUCAGUGAAUCACAUGUCUGCCAUUUUAAUUCUGUCAUCUUAACAAAUUGUGUCGAGAAAAUACGACAAUUUGAGUCAGUUUUAUUUUAUAAUUGUAUUUUCAUAGAACUUAAUUUUAAACAUGGCGUCUAGUAGAGUUUUAUAUGCCGCUUUAUACAGUUUAUCGAUUUUGAUAUACCAAUAACAAGAAAGCUUACGUAUUCUACAUAAUAACUAGACAUUAUAUUGAGGAAUCUUAGAUCUAUACGUAUAGCCACAUAUAGCAACGACGCAUAAUCCAAACGACAACACAAUUUUUUUAUUCAAGGUACAGAUUAAAUUCGUAAAAUAUGGCUGAAGCUAUCGUUGAUGGUACGACACCAAUGUCGCGAUUUUUUUGUCACAAGUGUAGUGUUGAAAUAGAACGAUUAUUACCAGAUUACACAUGUCCAAAUUGUGCCAAUGGUUUUGUCGAAAAAUUGGAAAACGUUGAAGAUGAUCGAGACAUAAAUAUGGAGAUAAGCACUGAAGAUUUUAAUGAUAUUGAUUUUAAUCCUUCUAGUUCUGCAACUCAAAAUACAAGUAAUACACCAAGAAGAUCUCGUUGGGAUGAGCCAAAUUCGGAUGAAAGAUUCACUGAUUCUCGAGAUAGGCGAGCUCAAGCACAAGAUCAUUUAUUACACGAAUUUUUAUUAAACUUAGCUGGAGUUGGUAUACAUCGAUCAUCACAACAAAUAACUACUGCUACUGGAAGACAAGCACCUCUAUUUUUCUUGGGCAAUCCCAGAGACUAUGUUUGGGGUAGAGAUGGAUUAGACACUAUUGUAAGUGAAUUAUUAAAUCAAUUAGAUACGAAUGGACCACCACCGUUAUCACGUAAUCAGAUUGAUGAGCUACCAACCACAGCAAUAAUUCAAUCACAUAUUGAUAUUAAACUACAAUGUUCUAUAUGCUGGGAAGAUUUUAUCCUUGCGGAAUUAGUUCGACAAUUACCUUGCAAACAUUUAUAUCAUACUCCUUGUAUUGUACCGUGGCUUGAAUUGCAUGGCACGUGUCCUAUAUGUCGACAAAAUUUGGGUAAUGAAAAUGCAGCUGAAACUACUCAGGAUGUAGUUCCUCCUAAUCUUGAAGCAUUUCUAAGAGUGGCAAAUCAUCUCAGUAGUAGAAGCUCUACUACUACUACUAUUUCUUCUUCAUCACCAAGUAGUAGCAGCAGUAACAGUAGUAUUAGUACCACCAACAGUAACAAUACUAGUAACGAUAAUAAUAGCUGUUUUCAUAAUAUGAACAGAAGCAGGAGUAGUAAUAGUAGCAGUAGUAGUAAUAGUAGUAGUAGUAGUAGUGGUAGUAGUAGUUGUACCAGUAGUAGUAGUAGUAGUAGCAGUAAUAACUGAUAAUAUUAUGGAUAAGAUUUAAGGUUAAUUUGGUAGUAAAUACAAAAAUAUUUAUAUUAUUACUUGAAAAUUUUUUCUUAUAUUGAGGUAUUUAACUCCAUAUUAACAUCUUUACAUAAUUGAAACUAAAAUUUUAUGCUCAGUAAAAUAGGUACUUGAUGCACAAUACUGUAACAUGUUCAACAACAUACUUUACCCUACGCGUCCUGAUUGAUCGUUAAAUUAUGAUAUCUUGUAAUUCAGUUAAAAUGUGAUAAAGUAAAUGUAAAAAGUACAAUGAGUGUAAAACUUUAAACUAUAAAUGUUUUAAUAAAUAACUAUAAUAGGAAUAAA
Chelonus insularis is the source of this 1908-nucleotide messenger RNA. It is a transcript of the gene Iru, whose product is annotated as E3 ubiquitin-protein ligase RNF126-like. Gene Ontology annotation, cellular component: cytoplasm. Gene Ontology annotation, biological process: protein ubiquitination. The transcript has 9 exons. Bases 532 to 1575 code for a protein of 347 amino acids. The record is from RefSeq and is a predicted model, not a curated record. Gene Ontology annotation, molecular function: ubiquitin protein ligase activity. Lineage: Eukaryota; Metazoa; Arthropoda; Insecta; Hymenoptera; Braconidae.